Molecule: messenger RNA, 1488 nt
Organism: Danio rerio (zebrafish)
Lineage: Eukaryota; Metazoa; Chordata; Actinopteri; Cypriniformes; Danionidae
Product: zgc:65873
Source: RefSeq, marked validated
GGCGGACUUUGUUUAGAUGUUAUUGAUCUCCGGUGUCCAGUAUAUCCAGAAUCCCUGAAUUCGACGUUUAUUUUUUGAGCUCGUCCAUCAUGAGCGACGAGGAGAAAUCAGAGACUCGUAACUUCUUCAUGGGCUACGAUGAUCUGAGCGACAGCAGCAGUGACUCGGAGAGCCGCAGUGGGCCUGAAGCCACGGCCUCGUCUGCCCCAGCCGAGCCGCAGCAGAGCCGCAAACGCGCCGCGGAGCCGCUACCGAGACCUGACGAGCUGUUCCGCUCCGUCAGCAAACCCGCAUUUCUCUACAACCCGCUCAAUAAAGCCAUCGACUGGGACAGCAGAGCCGUCAGAGCGCCGGAGGAGCCUCCUAAAGAGUUUAAGGUGUGGAAGAGCAGUGCGGUUCCCCCGCCGCAGUCCUACGUGACGGAGGAGAACAAGAAGAAAGCUCCUGCUGGAAUGGACAUGGCCAUCAAAUGGUCCAAUGUGUACGAGGACAACGGAGAUGACGCCCCUCAAGCCCACCGAGGCCCCGCCCACUUUCUGCCAGAGGAGGAAGAGGAGGAGCAACAGCCAGACUCUGAUGACGACUCCUCAUCGAAGCUCAGUAAAUCUGCUAAGAAGCGGCGUGUGGAGACGUUCCAGCAGAAGGAGAAGCGCAAGAGGGACAUCGGCCAGGCCACGUCUGAUAAGAACUUUGUGGAGGAGGAGAAGCGCAUCCUCCGCCAGUGUCUGGACUGAACAGAGAGAGUGUGUGUGGGUGUCUGAGUGCGUGUGUGUGUGCGCGAGCAAGAGAGUGUAUGUGUGUGUACUGGUUUUGGUGGUUUACAAGAACACAAACAUGUAUAAUGUCAUGGGUAUGACCCAGUCUCACUCUAUUAAUUCGGUUAAUGUGGACUUUUCUUGUGUCCUCAUAAUUCAGAAUGCUGUAGAGUCCUGCAUAAGGGGGUUUUCCACUUUCAGUAUUGUCCACAGGUGUGUGUGAGGGCUGGUUUAGGAGUAGGGCUUAUCAGAAGCGAUUUACUAUAAAAAAUGCAUAAGCCUGUGGAGAGUCCUCAUAAACCACCAAUACCACUGUGUGUGUGUGUGUGUGUGUGUGUGUGUGCAUAUGUAUGAAUGUAGGUGUGUGUGUGUUUGUGCAUGCAUAUGUGUGUGUGCGUGGUGAUGUUCACCCUUCAACUGAUUUUAAUGUGUAGAUCUUCAUCUUCAGGAGGAUGAGGAGGAGUAUAGCAGCACUAUGAGUCUCGGACACUUUAAAUAUAAUAUCUCGGUAUCACACACACACACAUGUGUAAGGAGUGUGUGUUGAGGACGGUUCCCGCAGGCUGCUGUAAUGAUGUGUGUGUGUGUGUGUGUGUUGAACAUCACUGUAAGUAUGAUUGCUGAUGUAGACUGUAGAUGUACAGCAGUUUCUCCUCUGUUGAUCAUAUCUGAUGUUCUCUGUGUGUGUUUGAUGAUUUGUAGAUCCUCAUCUGGAUAAAGAGCUUCUCUCCCA